This is a messenger RNA of Salvelinus sp. IW2-2015, 981 nucleotides long. Its product is annotated as pre-mRNA-splicing factor ATP-dependent RNA helicase DHX16-like. Lineage: Eukaryota; Metazoa; Chordata; Actinopteri; Salmoniformes; Salmonidae. The record is from RefSeq and is a predicted model, not a curated record.
GUUGCACCAUGGAUGGAGUAAUCACCUAGCCAGAAGUUGUGGAUAUGUUUUGCUUAAUAAGUGUCAUUGUAACCAACAGGAUUGUUGUUAACGUUAGUAAUGAGAGGGCUAAUUUUAACUUCACUCGUUAGUUAAACGUCCACAUAUUAGUGAGGCGUGAAGCAAAUUAACCUAAACUGAGCAAGUUUUUGUUAAACUUGCUAGCUGCUGCGUGUUGUGCUGUUUUCAUAUAUCACCCCCAUGUUCAUUGCCGUUUAAAAACAAGUAAAAAUGGCAAACCUAGAGCAAUGGGUGAGCGACAGUCUGCACGACAUCCUCGGCCUUAGUGACAGAUAUGUCGCCCAGUUCAUGAUCGGCUCCGCGCGUAAAUCCUCGAGCGCUCAAGGCUUUGUGGCCCACCUCAAGUCGACGGGCACCAUCGACAUUAAUCAGAGAGUGAUCGCCUUUGCACAGGAACUGUAUGAAAAGAUUCCUCGUAAACAAGUCGUUGAAAAGCCAGCCAGAGCGAUAGAGCGACAUGUCAUGGAGAUUGAGAGGAAGAAUCGAAAUUACACCCUACUGUCGGACAGCGAGAGUGACGGAGAGGCGGUGAGAGAGAGGGAGAAGGAGAAGAAGAAAAGUAAAGACCGAGGCGAUAAGAGGAAGCACCUCAGGAAAAGGGAGGAGAGUCAAUCAUCUAGUGAAGAGGAGACCCCUAAAAGUAGUAAGCUGGGCCAUGGCAACCAGAAGUCCAGUAAGAAUGAUGAAGAGGAGGAGGAGGAGUGGGAGAAGGAAGAGAGAGAACGCGUACUGGAUCUGGAAGAGAGGGAUGCCUUUGCCGAACGAAUGAAACUGAAGGACAAAGACAAGACGAGGAACAUCAUGGAGAGAACGGACAAGAAGGGCUACGAGGAGGCUCAGAAAAGACUAAAGAUGGCAGAGGAGGAUCACAAGAAAAUCGUGAGCACAUUAUUAAAAUGCCCAGUAGCUAUUGUCAUAUAA